Molecule: messenger RNA, 3282 nt
Organism: Diaporthe batatas
Lineage: Eukaryota; Fungi; Ascomycota; Sordariomycetes; Diaporthales; Diaporthaceae
Exons: 2
Coding region: 1012-2772 (586 amino acids)
Biological process (GO): xanthine transport; transmembrane transport
Cellular component (GO): fungal-type vacuole; membrane
Molecular function (GO): xanthine transmembrane transporter activity
Source: RefSeq, a predicted model, not a curated record
CAAGAACGGGACUCGACUUGGGACUCGACUAUCGAUUGCAGUCUGCAGAAUUUCUCACGGCAAUGCAAUUCAAUUCGAGCAGCCGAUCGAGUCCUCGUCGUUUCCGUCUCUCUUCAUCCAGCCAGUCCAGCCAGCCCAGCCACAGCUGUAAGGACAUCACCUUAGUGAAUUUGUUUGAAAUUCCCGACUUGGACCAUCAAAUCGCAAACUGAUGCCACCAAUUCCUCCCGAGAUACCGUCCGGCAACAUCCUCCGUUGCAUCCGCCCAAUCCCAUCCCUCUCCCUCCCCCUGCCACGCUAAGAAACGUGGGGGAGACGCACCGCAGAGGACCAGACAGCACCAGAGAGGACCACACUUUUGAGAUCUGCUGCCGAGGCCAGGCCAGGCCAGACACACCCAAUCCGACUUCUAUUCACCUGCUGCACCUGCUGCACCUGCAGUGCGAUCCACGAGUACUCGCUACAGUCGUAGUGACCUCUCCCCAGUGUACUCUGCAUCGUACUUCCCGCCGCGGCACCUGGCGACAGGCAUUCGGAUGACACCGGCCCACACCUCCUCCGCCCGGGCCCUGCACACCAACACACCCAGCCAGAUUCUUCUCACGGGUUGGACCCCCUACUAGCUCGCCCAGAUAAGCACUAUCUGCCACAGCUGAAUGACACAGACAGCGAGACUCGACCGCCCGGAGCCGCCUCUUACUUUUCCUGGGUUUUUUUUAUAAGAGCACCGACAUCGCCCUCUCUCGUCCUCCGGGUGUGUCGUUGAUCCUGACAUCGCUUGUUCUGAGCUGCUCUGCUCUGCUCUGCUGUGCUUUGUUUUUGCUGUCUCUUGCUGGGUUCUGUCGUGAUCACUUCGACAGCAGUUUGUGGUUCCGGCGCUGACCAGGUCACUUGCUACUCACCAAUACCGGUACCAACACCAACAACUGUCACGCCUCGCUCCCCACUGCUCGCCCACCAAGACAGCAUAGCAGGCAUAGCCGUCAGCUCCACUGACCCCUUACCCACAACAUGGACGAGGACCAGGGACCUUCGCAGAUCGUCUCGGAAAAUAAUGGCAACAAGAAGACCAUGGGCGACCGAGCCCGUGCUUUUAAGCACAUGUUCUUCACCAAGGACGGCCUCGUCGGCGACUACGACUACGGCUUCCUCUUCACCCCGAGCCUCCCCUUCAUGCGGAAACGCCCACAAGCGGCUCCUUUCUUUGGCCUCAAUGACAAGAUCCCCGUCGUGCUCGCCCUGCUGCUCGGCUUCCAGCACUCCCUGGCCAUGCUUGCCGGCCUCAUCACCCCUCCCAUCAUCCUUGCUGGCCAGGGCGGUGCCAACUUGAACGCAGAGCAGGCCCAAUACCUCGUUUCCACAGCCUUGAUCGUCUCGGGUCUCCUCUCAGUUAUCCAGAUCACCAGGUUUCACAUCUUUAAGACCCCAUACUACAUCGGCACUGGAAUCAUCUCCGUGGUCGGAGUCUCCUUCUCCAUCAUCUCCGUGGGCAUGGGUGCCCUCGGCCAAAUGUACGCCAACGGUUUCUGCCCGCUCUCAGAAGACGGACAGACAAAGCUGCCCUGCCCGGACGGAUACGGCGCAAUUAUCGGUACCGCCGCCGUCUGCUCGCUGAUCGAGAUUCUCCUCUCCUUCCUCCCGCCAAAGGUCAUGCUGCGCAUCUUUCCACCCAUUGUCACCGGCCCCACUGUCAUGUUGAUCGGCAUCAAUCUCAUCGAGAGCGGCUUUCAAAACUGGGCUGGAGGCAGCGGCAACUGCAAGACAGCGGCGGAGGGAUUCAGCGUCUGCCCGAGUGACGGUGCACCACACGGACUUCCCUGGGGUAGCCCCGAAUAUCUCGGCCUCGGCCUCUCCGUCUUUGCAACUAUCAUCAUCUGCGAGCGGUUCGGUGCCCCCAUCAUGAAGUCGACCUCGGUUGUCAUUGGCUUGCUGGUGGGCUGCAUCAUCGCUGCCGCGACGGGCUACUUCGAUAGGUCUGGCAUCGACGCUGCCCCCGUGGCGAGCUUCAUCUGGGUCCACACUUUCAAGCUGACCGUGUACGCUCCGCUGGUGCUUCCAACCAUGGCUGUGUUUAUCAUUUGCGCCUGCGAGGCCAUUGGUGACAUCACGGCCACGUGCGACGUAUCACGCCUCGAGGUCGAAGGAAAGCUGUACGAGAGUCGCAUUCAGGGUGGCGUUCUGGCUGACGGUAUCAACGGCUGCAUCGCCGCACUGUGCACCAUCACGCCCAUGACGACCUUCGCCCAGAACAACGGCGUCAUUGCUCUGACACGAUGCGCGAACCGAAAGGCCGGAUACUGCUGCUGCUUGUUCCUGGUGAUCAUGGGCGUGUUUGCCAAGUUCGCAGCCGCCCUGGUUGCCAUCCCAGCCUCCGUCAUCGGCGGCAUGACCACCUUCUUGUUUACGAGUGUCGCCGUGUCGGGUAUCGCCAUCAUAGCAAAGGGCGUCCCCUUCAACCGCCGCAACCGUUUCAUCCUCACCGCCGGCCUGGCCCUCGGCUACGGCGCCACCCUCGUCCCCAACUACUUCAGCAACGUCUUCGAGCACGCGAACCCCAGCACUAGCCUGCGCGGUUUCCUCAACGCCAUCGACCUCGUCAUGGAGACGGGCUUCGUCAUCACCGCCUUCCUCACCAUGUUCCUCAACCUGGUCCUGCCGCUCGAGGUCGAGGAGACCAAGGCCGCCACCGACGAGGCCGCGUCUAGUGUGCGCGCCCCUAGUAAUAUGGACACCGAGGGCGGGGCGCCUGCCGGGGAGCUGAAAAAGGCUUGACGGAAUGGGUGUGAGGAUAGGAUCGAACGUAUGGCAUAAUUAUUAUUGUAUUAAACGUGGCACUUUGCUCCUAUCAGGGGGCAAGGCGCUUCUUUGUGGCGUUAAUGGUAGAUACAGGUCUUUGCAUCAAUGCUAAAAUUGCCGAUGGCAACAUGGCCAUGGCCCUUAUUAAUCGUUCUUCCUGAGCUCAUGUACAAUUAAUGAGUCCUUGUCUUGGCGUUGAUGGUUGGUUGGCUGGCUGGCUAGUAUCCACUGAGCCGUAAAGGCGGGCCGUUAUUCUCUUUCCCCCCCCCCCCUUCCUGGUGUGUAACUAGAGGCGUCCACUAGACAGGGUCAUACCAGCUAUGCAGGGUUUGGGUGUGUAAUGAUGAACAUGUUACCCAACAUGCUCACUUUUGGUGUCGAGAGUGCUUGGGAGUACUAACUCGUCUCUUUCAUCUUGCGUGCGGGAUAAUUAUCGCUCGCUGUGUAUUGUAUUGAAUAAACUGGUGGAGCAAUGUGAUACGUGAA